GUCCUGACGCUGAGAACAAGGUUCCUCAAGCUGAGGACAAGGUUCCUCACGAUGAGGAGAAGGUGCCUCAGACUGAGGGCAAGGUAUUUCACACUGAGGACAAGGUCCCUGGCGCUGAGGACAAGGUUCGUCAAGCUGAGGACAAGGUACCUCACACUGUGGACAAGGUACCUAACAGUGAGGACAAGGCUCCGCCCGCUGAGGACAAGGUUGCUCCCGCUGAGGACAAGCUUCCUCACGCUGAGGACAAGGUCCUCACGCAAAGGGCGAGGUCCCUCAAGGUGAGGACAAGGUUUCUCGCACUGAGGACAAGGUACCUCACACUGAGGACAAGGCUCCUCACGCUGAGGACAAGGUUGCUCCCGCUGAGGAUAAGCUCCCUCACGCUGAGGACAAGGUCCUCACGCAGAGGACAAGGUCCCUCAAGGUGAGGACAAGGUUCCUCACGCUGAGGACAAGGUACCUCACACUGAGGACAAGGUACCUCGCACUGAGGACUAGGUACCUCACGCUGAGGACAAGGUUCCUCAAGCUAAGGACAAGGUUCCUGAAGCUGUGGACAAGGUACCUCACAUUGAGGACAAGGUACUUGCCACUGAUCACAAGGUUCCUCACGCCCAGGAGAAGGUUCGUCACGCUGAGGACAAGGUUCCUGACGCUGAGGACUAGGUCCUCACGCUGAGAACAAGGUACCUCAAGCUGAGCACAAGGUUCCUCACGCUGAGGACAAGGUACCUGACACUGAGGACGAGGUACGUCACACUGAGGAGAAGGUUCCCCACGCUGAGGUCACGGUUCCUCGAGCUGAGGACAAGGUAUCUCACACUGAGGACAGGCUUCCUCAAGCUGAGAAAAAUGCACCUCACACUGGGGACAAGGUACCUCACACUGAGAACAGGGUUCCUCACGCCCAGGACAAGGUUCUCACGCUGAGGACAAGGUUCCUCACGCUGAGGACAAGUUCGUGACGCUGAGAACAGGGUUCCUCAAGCUGACGACAAGGUUCCUCACGAUGAGGACAAGGUACCUCACACUGGGGGUAAGGUAUUUCACACUGAGGACAAGGUUCCUGACGCUGAGGACAAGGUUCCUCAAGCUGAGGACAAGGUACCUCACACUGAGGACAAGGUACCUCACACUGAGGACAAGGUUCCUCAUGCUGAGGACAGGGUUCAUGAUGGCCAGGACAAGGUUCCUCACGCUGAGGACAAGGUUCCUCACGCUGAGGACAAGAUUCCUCACGUUGAGGACAAGGGUUCUCACGCUGAGGACGAGGUUCCUCACGGUGAGGACAAGGUACCUCACGCUGAGGACAAGGUUCCUCAAGCUGAGGACGAGGUUCCUCAAGCUGAGGACAAGGUACGUCACACUGAGGACAAGGUACCUCACACUGAGGACAAGGUUCCUCUCUCUGAGGACAAGGUACUGUAG
Molecule: messenger RNA, 1431 nt
Organism: Paramuricea clavata
Lineage: Eukaryota; Metazoa; Cnidaria; Anthozoa; Malacalcyonacea; Plexauridae
Source: the annotation of a GenBank genome assembly